CUCUGCACAGCGAAAGGCAUCCAGCUCCAGGCACACAACCUCUCUGAGCACCUCUCCAGGAACAUGCUGGGCUCCCAGCAGGGACCAGGAACAGGGCAUAGGGCCAACUCCUCCGGAGGCUGGCCUCAAGCCCGGGCAGGGCCCUUGCGCAUGCCCACGCUUCCCCCACAGAGGACUGCCCAGGGCGGCAGUGAAGGUUGCUGGUGACAGAUGACGUUGGUGGCCCGACUAAAGUGACCCUAGACACACACUGCAGAUUUCGAAAUUGUUUUUAGCUGCAAACACACAAAAAAAGAGCCGUAUGCUACACUCAAAGCAGUACACCUGAGUGCCAGGAGGCCAGGGGACACUGGGGUCAGGAGAGCAGGGCACCACUGGCUGCCAGGAGGUCAAGGGACCCUCAGAGGGCCUGACACAGAGAGGAAACAACAGGACACUGGGAUGUCGUCAAGGCAGCCCCACCUGGCUCCCUGCGGGACUUGGAACCUUUAAACUCUUCCCCACUAUGGCCUUCACUUUCCCCAUCUGGAAUAGGAUGGACUGUACCAGGCGAGAUUUUUUUUAAUUGUUAUUUAAUAAAGAUAUGUUAAGAUGCUGGUCGGGUGGGCACCACCUUCUUGCCUGCCCUCCCGUUGUCCCACUUGCGAAGACGUUUGCGGUGGGAGGAGCUCACUGUGGCUGCACCAGCACCGGCCAGCGCAUGCGCCUGGGAGCCGCCAGCAAUGCCAGUUUGGGUCACAACAGGGUUGCCCAUCAGGCGCCGCUUAGGGCCCUGCAGGGGUUCUGACAACCGCCCCAUGAAGGCCGGGAAGGAAUCUCACAGGGCCAAGGACUUUGGGGGUCCAACAGCUGUGAGUCACUCUCGGCUCCCUGCCUCUGGACACGGUGACACGGGGACACCAACCUUGCCUUGGGUGCUAGGGUGGGGUGAUGGUCUCCACUCCUUUAGCUCGUCCUGAAGAGGCAGGUGAACCGUCUGGCACGCAGGAGCGCACGUGGAUGGCUCAGGUCUGGGCGUCCACGAGGCCCGCAGCCCCGACCUCGGGGAAGGCCGGAAACACACACAGGUGCGCGCGGGAACCCGCCAGGUGGAGACCCUCAGGGCUCGCCCCUCGCGCGCUCCGCCCUGCGCCUGCGCCGCCACAGAGCGACAGGUGCAGGCCGCGCACAGGUGGGGUCGGUUCACCUGCCUGGUCUGCGGGCGGCGCCGUGGGUGCUUCUGGGAGCCAGCUUUGGGUGCGGCAGCUGCGUCUUCGCGUGGAGGCAGGAUGGAGUCCGGGGCACAGGGCGCAGGGGCUCGGCCCUUCACCAGCAAGAACGAUGUAUACGCGGUUUCUGGGCUGAGCUCCUCUGAGGAAGACGAAGGCCCUUCUUCACGGGGCCGUAAGCCGCCCUUGAGAAAGGUCCUGAAGCACAGCCACCUGCAGGUAGCCUCCCCCAGCCUGCGCAGGAGGCCAGCGGGCCACGUUCCCUCCCACCCGGGAGACAGCCCUGAGGCUGGGUCCCCACUACCUGCACGCCUCUCCUGGAACCCCCCGGGCCCCCAGGCGGGGCUCAGCUCCACAGCCGCCCUCCAGACCCCGCGGCUUUCUAACAUCCGUGCCUCCAGGGCAGCCAGCAGGCAGCCAGGGCCCAACCCAGACCCGCAGCCUCCCCAGGAAGACCCGCCCGCACGGGCAUCAGUCACCUGGGGGCGGCAGCAGAGAACAGAGGCCCGGGGAGCAAGGAGCUGGCCUCCACCUGCGGGGUUGCCCGGGAUUCCGGACACAGCCCAGAAGAGGAAGCGGGAACUGAAGAAGCCGGCAGCUGUGAUGGAGCGGGUGAGGCAGUGGGAAAUCCGCCUGCUUCAGGACAUCGAGGAGGCCACUCAGCACGAGCUCACCAUUGAGGACGACUGACCCUCAGGGCUGGGGCCAUGAGGCAGGGGCUCUGGAGCUCCACCUUGGCCUCCCUGACUUGUCCGGCCCUCCCUCCAUCUGUCCGUCUGUCUGCAAACUGCAGCCCUCCUCAGGGCUUGCCCAGGUCCCGCUUGGACCACUGCCCUCCCCACGAUGUGCCUCUCAACUCGGUUAGGGGCCAGUGAACGAGGCUCUCAGGCACCAGCAGAGCGCAGGGCACACGGUGGGGGGGACAGGUGAGGUGGAGGCCCACUGCGCCACCCUGGGGGCGCCCGCCCCCCCGCCCCCCACCAGCUUCCCCAGCACAACCCAGGAACGGGAUGACAUUUUGUACGGAGAGACCAGGGAGCGUGGCGACCCAGCUGCCCACACAGGGCUGGGGCCACACACCCAGCGGGCUCAGGAUGCCAUUCUGGGAGAGUCAGACCCUGGGACUCUGAGUGGGAGGCGGGUUGGGCGGUUUCCAGGUGCUGGUUUAGGUGGGGGUGGGGGUGAAGAAUUCAACCCCUGGCAGUAGUACAGGACGUCCCUGCCCCAUCCCUGUGCAGCGCCACGCUCCCCCCGAAAAGCCGGAGGUGCUUACACCCUUGUGCCGUGGGGGGUCGCCCGGGGCGUUCGAGCUUCUGCGGAAAACCCGCGGCAGCCUCCCGGUGCACACGCCUCAGGCACGUCUGCGUGUGGACACGGCAUGGUGAUAGAUACAGAGCUAGAUUUUCGUCUGAUGCCUGUGUUCUCCCCCCACUUUAUUUAAAAAUGCUUGGUGCUUUGUUUAGUUUUUUCCUCCUGAAAACGAAAAGAGAGUGUUUGUUGCCAGCCCUACCCUCCAGGCCUGGAGGCGGUGGCCUCGCUCCCAGGCACGCAGAUCAAGCUUACCACUAGACAGAGUCCGAAGGCACCCCUACAGCAGGGCGCCCCAACAGAAUCACAGACGGGAUGGACCCAGGAGGACGCAGGGGAGGCCAGGACCUGCGAGGUCGAGAACCGUGCUCUCCCUGUGUCUGUUUGGAGGUUUCCAACAAGGAAGGAGGGCAGUCCUCACUAGGUUGGGGGGAAGGGGGAGACAAUGGGCCGCAGGGGAGAGGGGGUGCAGUCACUGGGUGAGUCACUUCGAAGGGCAGCUGCUGCUGUUGCGGACGUGUGGGAAGAGCGGGCUUACUGUCCAGGGGCUUACACAGUCCUGAGUGUCCCCAGCCAGUUCUUCCUUCACAAGCUGACUUUUCAACAUGUGCUCUCUUCCUUUGUUAUAACACUUAUUAUUGGGUUAUGGAAAUGACAGGUGUAUGAAUUCUUCCAAUACAACACAAAAGUGUAAAGCAAAAGGCUGCCUAGAGUUGCAUACCAUGAAAUAAAUACUUCUGUGCGAGCCCUUCGCACCUUUAGUGCCGGAAGUAGGUAAACAGUUCUGAGCGUCUGUGUCUGAUGCCAAGUGAUUCCGAUGUAUCGUCAAGCGGCUUCUCUGUCUUGCUCACAGCCUGUGACAAAUUCAGAUGCAGAAUGACGCCAGGGAGGAGGAAGGCAUGACGCAGGGGCUUUGGGGAGGCUGUUCUUGAAAGCUCGGGAAUUACUCAGGUGCUCAGAAGGAAGUGUUUUGUUCGGAAGAUACUUUCCUAGGCGCUCAUGUUGCGUUUUCUCCCCCACGUGUUAGCAAAACGGAUUCUCCCAUUUGUGCAAAGGAGCAUAUGCAAACAUAGGGCACAGGCCCUCUAGCUGGUGUUUGAAAUGCAAUCUCGUGGGGCGAUUCACAAAUAAAACAGCGGGAUGGUGAGCGUGCUCUGGCCACGGGAAGAUGUGGCCGGGAAGCAUCCCACGGAAGGAGCGAGUCCUGUGCCCGAAGCCGGAACGUGGUGCAUGGGGAGGGCGUCCUGUCCGCACCGGCCACCUCCGUGACCUCCACAUCCUCGGGCCCCAGGCUGCACACGGGCAGGAGGGCAGCCUCAGACUGGUGCUCAGGAUGCGGGCGCUGCCGGCUCGGGCUGCACAGACGGGGACCCCGCAGGGUCUCUGAACCAGGGUCAUCUUCAGGAAUGCGCCUGCGGCACAGCCAGCGACCCCCGAAGCAUGCUUCUCCUCGUGCAGUUUGUUUCACAUGAAACAAGAAGUGAUCCCCUUCUAAUCUAAUCUUUAUCCAAGCCAUACGUUUUCUUCCUAAAAUAACCGGUUUACCCAGAGUGUCUGUAUUUGAUGUUCACAGUCCUUGUCACUGUGUCAGAUACCUGGUUUGAGGGGCUGCCCGCGUCCAGGAUUCAGGUGGCCUUGCUGCAGACGUCUGGUUUGCACAUCA
This is a messenger RNA of Ailuropoda melanoleuca (giant panda), 4179 nucleotides long. RefSeq names its product coiled-coil domain containing 201 (gene SYSRN). The record is from RefSeq and is a predicted model, not a curated record. Lineage: Eukaryota; Metazoa; Chordata; Mammalia; Carnivora; Ursidae. The transcript has 4 exons. Bases 1269 to 1898 code for a protein of 209 amino acids.